CGUUACAUAACGCUCUCGAUUUCGCCUCCCCGGCCUCCGUUCAGCUAUAUAACCCACACCCACAUCCUCGCUGCGCAUCGCAUGUCUGACAGCCACUACAAACCUCUACCUACUCACGACCCGGAGAGCUCUGAGGUCCCGCAGAAGCCCCUGUCUCGCAAACACCGCGUACUCAGGAACUUCACCACCCUUCUCCGCGUAUUCGUCGUCAUGGUCGUCGCAUUCGCAGGAGUACGCAUGCUCAGCCGCGCGGGCAUGAGCCUUCGUGGAUGCCACCGCAAGGGCUUCCAAAGUGUGCGUAACGUCUCGAGCCUGCCGGAGUACUACACGCUGCUAAGCGGGGACAAGAUUCCGUCAGUUGCUCUCGCGGAAGUUGGGCAGGCGAUCGAGCAGAGCGGCGUCUCACGCAAGGACCUCUGGCUCACCUCGAAGCUCUGGAACACCUUCCACGCGCCAGAGGACAUCGAGCCUGCGCUCGACGACUCGCUGCAGAAGCUCGGCACGGACUACCUCGACCUUUACCUCAUCCACUGGCCCGUCGCGUUCAAGAAGGAUACGACUGAAGUCGAUGAGGCGCUCACUGCGGAUCCGUACCCGACUUGGCAGAAACUCGAGGAGCUGGUCGAGAAGGGCAAAGUCCGCAACAUAGGCAUUAGCAACUUCAACAUUCCGCGAGUGAAGAACCUGACGGCGAACAACCUCAAGAUCCAGCCCGCCGUGAACCAGGUGGAGCUGAACUUCUGGAACCCGCAGCCAGAGCUGUUGAAAUGGUCGAAGGAUAACGGAGUCUUGCUCGAGGCAUACAGCCCGCUCGGGAGCAACAAGCAGGUGAAGGAGACGCUGAGCCAGCCGGAGGUGAAGAAGAUUGCGGAGACCCUCGGCAUCACACCCGCGCAGGCGAUCAUCAGCUGGCACGUCCAGCGCGGGACGAUCGUGCUGCCGAAGAGCGUGACGCCCUCUCGCGUCGAGGAGAACUUCAAGGUCUUCCCGCUGCCGGAUGACCUGUUCGAUAAGCUCGAGGCUGCCGCGGCCGCACAUCCACCUCAGCGCGUCGUCAAUCCGAGCAAGGGCUGGCGCCUCGGAUACGACGUCUUUGACGAUUACCCCAACUGAAUAGGCAUUUCCGAUGAGCGGCUGCCGCGAGGUGUAUACCGAUCGAACUCGGAUGUGUGUUUGUAAGCUGUCAUUGAAGCCUCUGGCAUGUAAUCGGAUCACUUUGGCGGGAAGGCCUGCAAUGCGCGACUUUCCAAGGCUGCGAGCGUAUUGGUAACGACAUGGUCUUAAAAUCGCCUCGACAGUCCCUUUUCAGAUUACGGGAGUUGACGUCGGGAGCACUCACUGUAAACGCGUCGACGCGUUUGUGGCGUGUAUUCUGACCAUGCGUCUACGAACGAGACGGC
This is a messenger RNA of Rhodofomes roseus, 1400 nucleotides long. Its product is annotated as NADP-dependent oxidoreductase domain-containing protein. The record is from RefSeq and is a predicted model, not a curated record. NCBI's taxonomy places the organism in Eukaryota, Fungi, Basidiomycota, Agaricomycetes, Polyporales, Fomitopsidaceae. Gene Ontology annotation, molecular function: aldose reductase (NADPH) activity. The coding region runs from base 82 to 1113 and encodes 343 amino acids. The transcript has 4 exons. Gene Ontology annotation, cellular component: cytosol.